UACGGUUUAUUCAAUCCGUCCAUCCAUUUUUUCAUCUAGAUGUAGAUGUUGAGCCAUAAAUUUAAGAAUAUCCAAAGCUCAAGUGGACCAUACCACAGGAAACGGUGGAAAUACUGAUUUGGACCGUUGAAACCUUUUUAGUGGCCGUAGAGAUCUUUAUUUGUCAUCCAACAUGUUCAUAAGAUCACAAACACCUGGAUGAAGGGAAAAAAAAUAAAAAAAAUCAUCUUGAUCCAUUACUUUUGUGGCCACCCAAAAAAUUUCAACGGUAUACACUCAAUUCACACUAUUUCGUAUGUUGUGGUCCACUUGAUUUUUGGAUAUAACUAAUUUUUAGGAUCAGGACUUAAAAUUAAGUAUUAAAAUGAAUGGACAGUGUGGAUCAAAUACAUAUAUAAUGGUGGAUCCCACAGAGUUUACGCAUUACUCAGCACGCGAUCCCUUCCGUUUUCAAAGGAGAAAAAAAGGGUAGAUGAAACCCUACCGUCAUAGGAGGAGAAGAGACGGAAGGCGGUAACGGCGGCGAGAGAUUGCAGAGACGGAAGGCGGUAACUACGGCGAGAGAUUGCAGAGACGGAGAGAGAUUGCACAGAGGGAGGGGGAGAGAGAUUGCAGAGGGAGAGAGAGCUUGGGAUGGAGAGACGAAACCUGCAAUCCCCUUUUUAUAGAAGCUUAUCAAUGGUGGUUGUUGGUUUGGUAAAUGGCGGUUGUUGGUGCGGUGAUAAUGAAGCUUUGCUGCGGUAAUAGUGUUGUAGGAUGUGGAUUGGCUGAACUGCUGCAAGGCUUGCCGGAGUUCCUUCAAUGGCUGGUGCUUCUUCUUCAUUGGCUGGAGCUUCAUGGCUAUAAUGGUGGUUGGUGGGUUGGUGCGUUUCUCCCUCUUCCCCUCUUUUUAAAAAUCUGACCGUUGAGCCUGUAAGUGACUUACAGGGAAGUGACUUCCCACCCCCAUCCCCCUGCAGUUUUUUGGUAGAUUUGCCUGUAAGUGACUUACAUGUUGAAAGUUACUUACAGGUGAUUUUUCUCCCCCAAACACCACCUGUAAGUGACUUCCCUGUAAGUCACUUCCCGCUUACCCAACUUACAGGCAUCCAAACAGGCCCUUAGAUCCAAAACUCAAGUGGGCCACGCAACAGGAAACGGUAGGGAUGGGGACGCCGAACGUUGAAACCUUUUGGAGUGGGAAAAAAAGGAGUGCAGAUUGAAAUGGGGUAAUGAUCGAUCUGCAGCGUGAAAAAUGGAUGGGCCAGAUUCAAAAGGCAAAACUCAAGAGCUGGUCUAUAGCCAUCCUCGUAGUGGUCCAUGAAAUCAACGCUCGUGAUCAGCAUAAAGCUUUACCUGAUAUGCUGAGGCGGCAAUGCCUGCAUAGUAUGACGUGGACCCCACCGAGAGCAACCCUCUCCACCUUCCUUUCCCGCCAAAACCAGCAUUCAAAUCUCCCCACCCAAAACCCCUUCAUUCACAAACUCCGGAAUUCCGGUGAUCUCAAAACUACAAUCUCAACCCAUUCCACCAUCCUCAAAUCCGGACUCUCCAACGACACCUUCACAAACAACCAUCUCCUGAAUUCUUACCUCAAACUUCACCAAAUAGAGCAUGCACGCCAACUGUUCGAUGAAAUGCCCCAACGAAAUGUCGUCUCAUGGACUGCUCUGAUGGCUGGAUACAUCGACGUGGGCCAACCCGACGAGGCCCUCUGCCUCUUUAACAACAUGCCCCGAAACAAGAUUCGGCCGAACGCCUUCACUCUUGCAACAGCUGUGAACUCUUGCUCGGUACUCUCUGAUUUAAAGACAGGUCGAAAAAUCCACGCCCAUGCUGAGAUUGCCGGUUUCCGAUCGAACCUUGUAGUCUCAACUGCUCUUAUUGAUAUGUAUGGGAAGUCGAAUGAUGUAGAUAAUGCUCGACGGGUUUUCGAUGAAAUGGUGGAUAAGAAUGUUGUUUCGUGGACUUCCAUGAUUUCAGCCUAUGCCCAGAAUGCACAUGGCCAUGACGCACUUGAGCUGUUUGGGGAAUUUCUCCGAGAAGGCCCUGCAGCAACAGCUCCGAACCACUUCACGUAUGCAAGUGUUCUCAAUGCGUGCGCGAGCUUGGGUACAUUAGCUGUGGGGAAGGCAACACAUGUGGCUGUGAUCCGCUUCGGUCACCAUGUGAACAAUGUCGUCGCGAGUGCACUCGUUGACAUGUAUGCGAAAUGCGGCUGUAUUGGUUAUGGUGACAAGGUGUUUCAGCAGAUAAAGGACCCAUCUGUGAUCCCAUAUACAUCUAUGAUCGUUGGGGCAGCAAAGCAUGGGAUGGGGAAAUUCUCUCUUGAUCUCUUUGAGGAAAUGCUUGCCAAAGGAGUUAGACCGAACGGAAUCACGUUCAUCGGCAUCUUAUAUGCUUGUAGCCACUCAGGUCUCAUCGACAUUGGCCUCGAGCACUUGAAUUCCAUGGGAAAGAAGCAUGGAAUAACACCUGAUGCAAAACACUUUACAUGUGUAAUUGACAUGCUUGGCCGUGCGGGCCGCCUAGACGAAGCCUAUGAAUUGUCGAAGAACAAUAUCCCAAUGGAAGCAAACGACGCAGCGCUCAUGUGGGCCGCAUUACUAUCAGCGAGUAGGAACCACAACAGAUUAGACCUUGCUGUUGAGGCUGGUAAGAGGCUAAUAGAAUUGAACAAACAAGUGGCAACAACAUAUGUUACAAUUUCAAAUGUGUAUGCAUCAGUUGGAAGGUGGGAGGAUGUUCGAGAUAUCCGGUCUGAAAUGAAACUGCGUGGGGUGCGCAAGGAACCUGGGUGCAGUUGGGUUGAGGUGAAAAACAAUACGUUCUUGUUCUACGCAGGGGACUUGUCGACAUGCCCGCGUGCAAGUGAGGUUGCAGUUGUUUUGAAGGAUUUGGAAGUGAGAAUGAAAGAAAAAGGGUAUGUGGGUGGUGGAUUGGUGCUUGUUGAUAUUGAAGAUGAUGAGGCCAAGGAGGAAAUGGUGGGCCACCACAGUGAGAGAUUAGCUCUGGGGUUUGCAUUGAUAAGCAUUCCAAAAGGAGUGACUAUUAGAGUAAUGAAGAAUCUAAGGAUGUGUGGGGAUUGUCAUGAGGCCUUUAAACUAAUUUCUGAGAUUGUGGGGAGGGAUUUUGUGGUGAGAGAUGUGAAUAGAUUUCACCACUUUAGAGAUGGGUCUUGCAGUUGUGGAGACUAUUGGUGAGAUCCUCAUCAAACAGUUUUGUAUAGUUUGUAUGUUGGAAUAUUUGGUUGAAUUAAAUAGACUAUUAAAAAUUUGAGAACCAAAAAAGAAAAUAAAAUUAGAGAUAGAAAACUUAUACAUUUGA
Messenger RNA from Magnolia sinica, 3306 nucleotides. RefSeq names its product pentatricopeptide repeat-containing protein At4g15720. Gene Ontology annotation, molecular function: RNA binding; zinc ion binding; protein binding. The record is from RefSeq and is a predicted model, not a curated record. Bases 1212 to 3182 code for a protein of 656 amino acids. The transcript has a single exon. Gene Ontology annotation, biological process: RNA modification. NCBI's taxonomy places the organism in Eukaryota, Viridiplantae, Streptophyta, Magnoliopsida, Magnoliales, Magnoliaceae.